Messenger RNA from Chenopodium quinoa (quinoa), 1941 nucleotides. RefSeq names its product plant-specific TFIIB-related protein 1-like. The record is from RefSeq and is a predicted model, not a curated record. Lineage: Eukaryota; Viridiplantae; Streptophyta; Magnoliopsida; Caryophyllales; Amaranthaceae. The coding region runs from base 217 to 1701 and encodes 494 amino acids. The transcript is spliced from 3 exons. Gene Ontology annotation, biological process: DNA-templated transcription initiation; transcription preinitiation complex assembly. Gene Ontology annotation, molecular function: TBP-class protein binding. Gene Ontology annotation, cellular component: transcription preinitiation complex; nucleus.
CUAGGUUUAAACUUAAGUUAUGAUCAGUCGAAAUUUGAAUCUUAUAUUUUCGAGUUAGGUCGGGUGAAGUUUUGACACCUCUAACGCUAUACGGCUCAAACUGUCACACACACAUUGUCCUGAAUCAUCCAAAUCAAGCUACAAAAAAGUGGAACAUACCCAGAAAGAGCUGAAAAACAGUGAGAUAGAGAGGGAAAAAAAAAAGGAAAAACCCAAAUGAAGUGUCCAUAUUGUUCAGCACCACCAUCGCACGGGCGGUGCACAACCACCCCAACAGGGCGUUACAUAACAGAGUGCACAUCUUGCGGCCGUGUCAUCGAAGAACGCCAAACUCAAACCCACCACAUCUUCCAUCUUCAAGCUCAAGACUCCCCUCUUUUCCUCUCCACCUCCGACCUCCCUCUCUCUCCUCCUCAGCCCGCCUUACCCGACCCGGAUGACCCGUUUGACCCUACCGGGUUUCUCACCGCCUUCUCUACCUGGUCUCUCCGCCACUCCCCGCUUUUCGCCGCUUCUUCUCUCUCCUUCUCUGGCCACCUCGCUGAGCUUGAGCGUGCUCUCGAGGGCACUUCUGUUAAUUCUUCUUCUUCUUCUGGGGUUGUUGUUGAUAAUUUGAGGGCUUAUCUUCAGAUUGUUGAUGUUGCUUCCAUUCUUGGGUUGGACCAUGAUAUUUCUGAUCAUGCUUUUCAGUUGUUUAGGGAUUGUUCUUCUGCUACUUGUUUGAGGAAUCGUAGUGUUGAAGCUCUUGCUACUGCUUGUCUUGUUCAAGCUAUUCGUGAAGCUCAGGAGCCUCGUACUCUUCAGGAAAUCUCAAUUGCAGCAAACCUUCCUCAGAAAGAGAUUGGAAAGUAUAUCAAGAUCUUGGGAGAAGCUCUACAACUCAGUCAACCAAUUAAUAGCAAUUCCAUAGCUGUACAUAUGCCCAGAUUUUGCAAUCUUCUCCAGCUUAAUAAAUCCGCUCAGGAACUUGCAACCCACAUUGGAGAAGUUGUGAUGAACAAAUGUUUCUGCACUCGUAGGAACCCUAUAAGCAUAUCAGCUGCUGCUAUAUAUCUGGCCUGUCAACUAGAAGAUAGACGCAAGACCCAGGCAGAGAUAUGUAAGGUAACAGGUCUCACUGAGGUCACACUCAGAAAAGUCUACAAAGAGCUGCUUGAGAACUGGGAUGAUUUACUCCCGUCUAAUUAUACUCCUGUUGUCCCUCCUGAAAAAGCAUUUCCAACUACUACUAUUGCAUCUGGCCGUUCUGCAACCCCAAGAGCCGAACCACCAGAAAUUACUACUUUCGAUCGAGAAAAGCAACCUGAGAGCAAGCAGCCCAAAACGAAUCAGGCUUCAGAGACAACUCAUCUGGACAAGGUCAAGGGGGAGAAUGAUGGCAAUGCCCCUAAUACGAAUAAGUCAUCCACUUCUUGGAAACCUGGGGCUCAAACUGGUUCUAGUGCUGGGAAGAACAGUGGUGAGAUCAAUCAAGGGAUUGGAUUGAAGUUUAAUUCGAGUAUGCAAGCAGAGCAAAAAGUCAUUGGGUCUAUGAGGCCUAAUCCAUUUGUUGCCGCUCAGGUAUUUGGAGCAACUUCCACAUCGCGACCUAGUAAUCAAAACUCACAACCAGGACAAUACCAAACAGCAGGUUCGUCGGACCUCAAGGAACCCAGUAGACAUAAUCAAGGCAAGGGUUCUGAUACAGCUGGCGGAAGAUGAUUAGCUGUAGUGUAGCUCUUGGGUCUUUAGGUAUUUACUAGUCUUGAAGGUUUCUUCAUCGUGUAUAAUAUGAUGAUGUGUUAUGGAUAGAACAGAGUUUAUUGUUUUUAAUUUCAAUGUCAGAGUAGCUGAUUUGUUGAUUCUUAAGAAACAAUUUAUACACUCAGUUGCCAGUUGUAUAUCUUAAAUGAGUCAUGUAUAUGGAUUCUAGUCUAAUGAAAUACAGUAUAUUGGAAAAAA